AUGAAUUUUAUUUAAUUAGGUAAACUAAAAAAUCAGUUGGCUAAUUCUAAAUCAAAUGUUUUAAUAACUUAACAAAGAAGAUAAUCCAGAGUUAAUUCCAUAGAAUAAUUAAUUUCUUAUCAAAAUAAACAAAAUUAUUUCAAAUAAAAUUAGGAGUUCAUUGAAAAAUCUCCAUUAAAAAAGUACUUCACAUUAUUUUAAUAGAUUUUACCAGGAUUAAUCUACUCAAAUUGAAAAACCUGAAUAAAAAGUGAGAUCUCAUUCUCUUAAUCAUGUUCAAUAACAACACUAAAUUAAUUCUCAUAGACUUAUAAAUUAAUAAAGAAUUGCAAAAACAAACAAUAAUAUAGAAAUCAAUUAUUCUAAAUAAGGAAUGUAACUCAUAUAAAUUCAAAAAAAAAGAGAAAAUUUUAAUGAAGCAUUCCAUUCUAUACUAUAAUAAAGAAUAAACAAUUUAAAUGCUCAUAAUUAUGGAUCUAAUUCAAAUAUCAAUUCACUAAAUUCUUAAUAAAGAAAACUAUUUGAAAAAUCUAAAAUAGAUCAAUAUAGAAAAUUUAAGUAAUAUGAUUUUGAAUCUUAAAUUCCAGAAGGACCUUAACUAAGUUUUAGAUAAUUUGCCAAAAUGUAAGGGUUUAAAUUACCCUAAUUUUUAGAAUGA
This is a messenger RNA of Paramecium pentaurelia, 658 nucleotides long. NCBI's taxonomy places the organism in Eukaryota, Ciliophora, Oligohymenophorea, Peniculida, Parameciidae. The record is from the annotation of a GenBank genome assembly.